This is a messenger RNA of Equus caballus (horse), 4707 nucleotides long. It is a transcript of the gene ENPP4, whose product is annotated as ectonucleotide pyrophosphatase/phosphodiesterase 4. The record is from RefSeq and is a predicted model, not a curated record. Lineage: Eukaryota; Metazoa; Chordata; Mammalia; Perissodactyla; Equidae.
AGCGGUGGCGCGCCGGGCAGCUGCGCACCCCCAGGAGCGCCCGCGCAGCGCGGAUCUUUGGGCGGUGGGGGCUCUUCGCCGCGCCCGAGCGCCCGCCAUUGCGCAGGCGCCAUAGGAAGAGCCGCACCUCGCAGCUGUACGUUUGGGUCUCCGCGCCCCCGGGACCCACGCGCGUCGGGUUCCGCGCGCUGGCGAGACGCGGCGGCGGCGGUGGCAGGAACCCUGAUUGCCGUCCUUCAGUACCUUCGGCAUGAAGUUAUUAGUAAUACUUUUAUUUUCUGGACUUAUACUUGGCUGUAGAGGUAACUCUUCCUAUAGUUUGCCACCCAAGUUACUGCUGGUGUCCUUUGAUGGCUUCAGAGCUGACUAUCUACAGAACUAUGAAUUUCCGCAUCUCCAGAAUUUUAUCAAAGAAGGUGUCUUGGUAGAGCGUGUGAAAAAUGUUUUUAUCACAAAAACAUUUCCAAACCACUACAGUAUUGUGACAGGCUUGUAUGAAGAAAGCCAUGGCAUUGUGGCUAAUUCCAUGUAUGAUGUAAUUACAAAGAGACAUUUUUCUGACUUGAAUGACAAGGAUCCUUUUUGGUGGAACGAGGCAGUGCCUAUCUGGGUGACAAAUCAGCUCCAAGGAAACAGGUCCAGUGCUGCUGCCAUGUGGCCUGGCACCGAUGUGCCCAUUCACAACACCACACCUUCCUACUUUAUGAAUUAUAGCUCCUCAGUGUCAUUUGAGGAGAGACUAAACAAUAUUACUGUGUGGCUGAGCAAUUCGAACCCACCAGUCACCUUUGCAACACUCUAUUGGGAAGAACCAGACGCAAGUGGCCACAGAUAUGGACCUGAAGAUAAAGAAAACAUGCGCAGGGUGCUGAAAGGAAUAGAUGACCUCGUCGGUGACCUAGUCUACAAACUCAAGACGUUAGGAUUGUGGGAAAAUCUUAAUGUGAUCAUUACAAGUGAUCAUGGGAUGACCCAGUGUUCUCAGGACAGACUGAUAAACUUGGAUUCCUGCAUCCGUCGUUCAGACUACACUGUGAUAGAUUGGACCCCAGUUGCUGCCGUACUUCCCAAAAUAAAUAGAACUGAGGUUUAUAACACACUGAAAACCUGUCACCCUCACCUGAAUGUUUAUCUCAAAGAAGAGAUUCCUGCGAGAUUUCAUUACCAACAUAACGAUCGAAUUCCGCCUCUUAUUUUGGUUGCUGAUGAAGGCUGGACGAUUGGGCGAAAUAAAUCAUCAUCAAAAUUAGGUGACCACGGCUAUGAUAAUUCUUUGCCUAGUAUGCAUCCGUUUCUAGCUGCCCACGGCCCUGCAUUUCACAAGGGCUACAAACACAGCACGAUUAACAUUGUGGACAUUUAUCCAAUGAUGUGCCACAUCCUGGGAUUAAAACCACAUCCCAAUAACGGAACCUUUGGUCAUACUAAGUGCCUGUUAGUGGACCAGUGGUGCAUUAACCUCCCAGAAGCCAUUGGAAUUGUUAUUGGUGCGCUCUUGGUCUUAACCAUGCUGACAGGCCUCAUAAUCAUCAUGCAGAAAAGAUACUCUGUACCCCAUCCAUUUUCCCGACUUCAGCUACAAGAAGAUGAUGAUGACCCUUUAAUUGGGUAAUGUGCAGGGGUUUAUACAAAGUGUCUUUGGUUAGUCACAAAACGAAGGAUACACCCAAGGAAUGGUGGUGUAACUACGAAGAAGUCUACUGUGGAAGACAAAGAACUUAGACGGAGCCUGCUAAAGUUAUUUUGUUUCGUUUUUCCUUGUGUUUUGUUUUGGUGCAUUAGCUAAUACAAAAGACUCUGAUCAUAGUAAAAAUUGCUAGUAAGUCAUUAGUUAACACCAACUAUCUCUCUAACUAGAAACAUCUUUUUAAGAAAAAUUCUGCCUCUGCCCUUUUUUUUGCAAUGAAGAUUUGACACAUCUUUAGAUAAAAUAUACCAAAAUUUAGUAGGCAUGCUUUUCUAAUAAAUUUUUAUAUUUGUAAAUGAAACAACCGAAAUCUUUAUGCAACUAGUGGAUUCUGUGUAUCAGGGAGGAAAAGUUUCCUAUAUUUUUAUAUUUGUCUUUAAUAGAGUUUGUAUCCCAAGUAAACCCUGGAGGUAGGAAAUUCUCUGUGAUGGUUAAUAGAACUGGUUAACCAGGCUGAAAAGAUCUAGUAUGGGAAGAAAUUAUUUUAAGAAAAGCUAUUAUAAAAAAACAAAUGACGACCAUGUGAUACAGAGCCUGAGUCUUCACUGCUGUGUCUUUGUUAAGACCCUUUAGCUGUUGAAGACUCUAAAGUUUUAUGUCUUGAAGAUUAUUGCUAAUAAUUAAGAAAAUAGAGAAGAGUACUUUUCUCUGUUUGUGCUUAAUGCCUUUGUGUAAGUUAUUUAGUUGUGUGUGUGUGUGUGUGUGUGUGUGUACAGACUUUAUGUGACUUAGAGGAGGUCAGGUGGCUUGGACUGUAGGCAGGUGUCCACAUUCCCACUGAACACAGUUCUCAGGAAAGGUUGUAUUUGCACUUCGUAUUUGUUUACUUUCUUCUGACUCACAAGGUAAAAUCAUACUUUUAAAAAAUGCAGUAAUUUUUGUUACCUUUUUAACUUUCUCAUGUUGUUUAUUGUAACCAGAGAUAUCCAGGUGCUCCAGAAAAAUUGAUGACCUGGAUACAAACCUGGUAUCGAUUGGGUCAGAAGGAGGAAGAGAGAUUUUUAUAUUUAUUUUUUGGACUUUUAUGUGUUACAGGCAACACUUGAGUAGUUAAAGCUCCUGGAGUAGUUAAAGCUACAAUGGAAUUUGGUAUCUUUUGAUCUUUUACAUUAUUCAUGUGGUAGUCGGUGGAAUAAACUCUUAGCACUGGUGGAAUAAACUCUUAGCACUCUGUUAACGUUCACUAGCCUGAGUGCUGCCUCUGCCUUUCUCUCCAGUAUUUGGUUCCUAGAAAUAAUCCCCCUGCUCAUGUUGUUUUUAACAUACUUGUUCAGAGCCAAGGGUUUGUGGUAAAGAACUGUCAUCCUACCUUUGCCAAGUGGUCCCUUCUAAUAAUCAAACUGAAUGUGAUGAACCUGAGUCGAGGCAGACUAGAUUGUAUCUAUCAGAGGGAAAAUUGGGCUCAAGAAGCAUUCAUCAGGACCUGAGGCAAGCAAUUAAUAGUGUGACCUUUAAAGUGUUGACAAUAUAAAAUAAAGUAGGUAACUGUUUCGCAGAUACAAAAUAAUCUACAGUACAUAUGCAGCCCCCUUAAAAUGUUGUUUGUCCGUGAGAGUAAAGAACAGCGAUGCCAGUCAUCAGACAUGUCAGUCAUGCUAAAUACUGCUGAUUUCCUGACCCUGGUGUUUAGUGCCUAUUGUAUUUGGGGUUCUUGAGAAGCAUUUCCACACCCUGUGUUAGUAGUCCAUGCUGUUGGUCAUAAGUUGGCUGUAUUAAGAACAGCAUAGUGAAUAAAUGAAAUCAACCAAUAGGACUAAUGUUGCUUUUUGACAGAUUUUAUUUCUGAUUGUUUUUCCUCACAUAAAAAUUAUCCCAAAGGUUAAUAGUUGAUCUGAAUGAAACAAUGGAAAAUUUCUUUCUACUUAAAUUUCCAUUGAAAAAGAAAGACAAAGAAUAGACUAGUCCUGUUUAAAGCAGUGGACAUUUCUCUGAAGUGUCUAAAAUAGUAGCAGGAUAUUUCAUAUUAGUUGAGUAGAGUUUGAUCCGUGAGUGGUGUUGAGUUUUAGUGAUUGCAUUAGCUUGAUUGGUGGUUGUGAGUUUCAGAAAUCUGUCUGUGGCAUCCAGCCUGUGGGUGGAUUUUGUCUAGCAUGGGAUAGGAAGGGAAGCCUGGUGAAAAGACAUUUACCUGUUUGUCUUGUGUUUCAUUCCAUUCUCAAAAUAUUAACUCUAAUUAAAAUUGUAAAAUUUUAAUAUAUAUGUUGAUGGGACAAGAAAAGUAUUUAUUUAAUCAAAGAUGUUUAUAUAUUGAAUUUUAUGUUAAUUCAUUUGUAUCUUUAAAACAUUAUCACUGUACAGCCAAUGACUCCUCUAGUGCACUGAGAAAAUCUUUUAGUGAAGCCAGUGUUUUACAUUAAGGUUGUGGUGUUUUGUUAAAUAAUUGACUAGUAUGUAUGCUGCUGUUUUCUGGGUGGCAGAAAGUGUUUGGUUCCAGAAACGUUUAACUGUUUAUGGCACCAGUACUCAAAGGUAACAGGAGAACUUUUUAUUAAGUGUUUUUGUAAAUUCAGUGAGUGAAUUCAGAAGAAGUGUUUACUUACAGGGAUAGUCAUUUCUGCUGCUGUUACUACUGUGCAAGUUCUGCUGGUAAACGGCAAUAGAAUAAAGUUAGUUCAAUGCUCUGUACUAUAGGCUUUGUAGUAUUGUUCCGUGAAGCUUGGGAUAAGAAUUUAAGGAUACAUUUUUGUAACAUUAAAGGAGUAAAAAUGCCCGUGCGUUUUUCUUGGGUGUCUCCCUCUCUUGCCCAUAUCUGGUAAGCUUUAAGGAUGAUUGCAUUUAAUUCCUUUGAUCUGGAGGGUUUUACUUCAUUGUGAAUACAUAAAGCGACAAAUGAAGGACAAAGAUGAGAUGGAAGUGUGUAUUUAUUGUCAAUUCUUUAAAUAGUGUAUAAAUAAAAUGACAUGAGUGUGCUUUAAAGACAUUUGUAUGUAGUGCCUUAAGUUGAAUGUAUUUUGACCAUACUGUUUGAAUUCAUAGUUAACAACUUUGCUUAUGAUUAAAAAAUUUUAUGUGAGUAAAAUCUA